UAAGGUUAAGAACAAAAGAGAAAAAGCAAGACCUUUGGCUUUGGAUCUUCCAUGAAAUGAAAUGCUGAAGCUGUUAAGGGUCUAUCAGUGUAUCUUAGGUUUCUUCCUCGUCAUCUCUGUCGUUGUGUCUGUCUUUUCAGGGUAGUUCAUGACAUACUGUUCGGACUUCGGUUGCUCCUAUAACGUGAUGGCGUUUUUUACUUCGAACUGAGGUCAAUUUACUGAAAGGCGUUUUUUACUUCAUGUAGUUAUGAAUUAUGAGUGUUCUUAUAGCAAAUUUUGCUCUUUAUCUAGAAAGAAUGGCAACUGAGCUAGUCAAUGCUGCAACAAGUGAGAAACUGGCUGAAACUGAUUGGACAAAAAAUAUUGAAAUCUGUGAGUUAGUUGCUCGUGAUAAAAGACAAGCUAGAGAUGUUGUUAAAGCUAUCAAAAAGAAACUGGGUAGCAAACACCACAGUACUCAACUUUAUGCUGUCAUGCUGCUGGAAAUGUUGAUGAACAAUAUUGGAGAGCAUAUUCAUGAGCAGGUGAUUGAUAAUGGAAUUAUUCCAAUUCUUGUGAAAAUUGUGAAGAAAAAGUCUGAUUUGCCUGUGAGGGAGCGGAUAUUUCUCCUACUAGAUGCCACACAAACAUCCCUUGGUGGUGCUUCUGGAAAGUUUCCCAUGUAUUAUAAUGCAUAUUAUGAUUUGGUGAGUGCUGGAGUGCAGUUUCCUCAAAGGGCUCAAGUGGUCCAAUCAAAUCAUCCUAGUUCACAACCUAGUAGGACUAGUAAUAUACCAAACAGGGAGCUGGCCUCACCUAGACAUGAAGGGGUUGCUCAGCAAGCAGAGUCCCAGACUGUCCCUGAAUCUAGCAUUAUUCAAAAGGCUAGUAAUGCAUUAGAAGUUCUAAAAGAAGUCCUUGAUGCGGUAGAUGCUCAACAUCCUCAGGGAGCAAAGGAUGAAUUCACCCUUGACCUUGUAGAACAAUGUUCAUUUCAGAAGCAAAGGGUAAUGCAUCUUGUGAUGACUUCCCGAGAUGAGAGGACAGUUUCUCGAGCAAUUGAAUUAAAUGAGCAGCUUCAGAAAGUUCUUGCUAGACAUGAUGACCUUCUUUCUGGUAGAGCUACAACAACUGCUACUCGUUUUGACCGCGAAGAAGUAGAGGAGGAAGAGGAGCCUGAACAGUUAGUUCGAAGAUUACGCAAAGGAAAGGCUUGUGCAAGGCCUGAAGAUGAAGAGACCGAAACCGAGUUAUUUCGGUUGAGUUUGGUUGGAGAGAGACUCAAUCGUCCACUAAUAAGACCACUCUCUUUAGAUGGUAAUCGUUCUCCACCUGCAGUAAACCAACCUUCACCUCCAAAACAGAAUGGGGAGGUUCCUCAUGUGGCAAUUCCACCACCACCUGCAAAACACAUUGAGAGGGAGAGGUUUUUUCAGGAAAACAAGGAUGGUUCUAAUUUGUCUGGCCACACGAGAGGCCUCUCCUUACAUAGUCGUAAUGGCAGUAGCUCUCUCAGUGGAAGCUUUGAUUUUAGUGACUGAUAUCCCUUAACAAUAGGACCUCUUUUAGCCUUUUUCUUCUCAUUCUUGUCUUAAUUUGGAUUUUAGUACUUGUGAGAAUUUGGUGAUUUCUGAUUUACUCUUGGUGAGUUUGGAGAGAGAGAGAGAGAGAGAGAGAGAGAAGGGGAGAUGGAAUGCAUCUGCUUCAGUUCAUAUAUUACUUGUAAUUAAGUGUUUUCUGAGAUCAUAUGCUAUGUGUGUUAAAUGAUAUUGC
Gastrolobium bilobum is the source of this 1755-nucleotide messenger RNA. RefSeq names its product TOM1-like protein 5. Bases 258 to 1523 code for a protein of 421 amino acids. Gene Ontology annotation, biological process: protein transport to vacuole involved in ubiquitin-dependent protein catabolic process via the multivesicular body sorting pathway. The transcript has 11 exons. NCBI's taxonomy places the organism in Eukaryota, Viridiplantae, Streptophyta, Magnoliopsida, Fabales, Fabaceae. The record is from RefSeq and is a predicted model, not a curated record. Gene Ontology annotation, molecular function: ubiquitin binding; phosphatidylinositol binding.